AUCAACCAACCUUCAAAUAGUUUAAUAAAUAAAAAACUCACUGACCCUCCCUCCCAAAAAUAGGCUGCCGCAGCAGAUUGAAUUGAACCCAGAUCUCUGAUCUCUCUCUAUUUAUUCCAGACGGCCCACCUUCUCACCGGAAAACUUCCCCACUCUGGAAAUUCCCCUUUAAUUCCCCGCAAAAAUACCCCACAAGAAGGAGCUGGUGAUGGAUUCGGUCGGACGGGAAGUGGUCCUGAUCACCGGCUGCUCACAGGGAGGCAUCGGCCACGCCCUGGCUCGGGAGUUCGCCGCCAACGACUGCCGGGUCGUGGCCACCAGCCGGUCGAAGAGCACGAUGCGGGACCUGGAGCAGGACCCGAGAUUCUAUCUCCAGGAACUGGACGUCUCGUCGGCGGAAAGCGUCGAGCGGGUGGUUUCGGACGUCGUCGGGAAGUAUGGGAAAGUGGACAUUCUGGUCAACAACGCCGGCGUUCAGUGCGUCGGCCCUCUUGCUGAGAUCCCCCUCUCUGCUGUGCAGAGCACUUUCGACACCAACGUUUUCGUAAACAGAUAGAAGAAUGGGUUCCAUAAUCUCUCAAGUGCAAUGACAGGUGCAGCCUUGAUAUGCUUGUUUCCUCAUAAACAGAAUGGUGCUAUUAAGAUUGAUCUGUGAGUACUGGUGUUGCUUAUCAGGAGCAGAGCCGUCUAGUUAAUCAAGAUGCGUAAGAGUUGUGGAUUAAUUAGAGGAAAUCAUUAAACUUUUUUACGAUAACGAUAGUCGGAAGAGGAAACUGGUUCCCAGUGAAUGUAUUUGCUUGUAAAACUGUGUGUAGCUUGCUACUAUAUGUUUGUCAAUACACACAUUGAUAUUAAAUAUCAUGCAAAUGAAGCGGUCGACCAGCCUUCAAAUCGAGUGAAACGAAAUUGUGAACGAUUAUAUCGUGCUGAGAGAACAAAGAGAGAGACCAAACUUAAGCUCCUUCUAUGUAGGCACAAUGAGGAUGGUUCAAGCCGUCACUCCACACAUGGCUUCCCGGAGAAAGGGGAAAAUUGUCAACCUGGGAAGCGUUACAGUGAUGGGUCCCACCGCUUGGGCCGGCACAUAUACCGCAUCUAAAGCAGCAAUUCAUGCACUCACUGACACAUUGAGGCUGGAACUUAAGCCGCUGGGAAUCGACGUGAUCAAUGUCGUUCCAGGAGCCAUCAGAUCAAACAUCGGGAACUCCGCGUCAGCUAACUACAACAAGAUGCCCGAGUGGCAACUGUACAAACCAUUCGAGGCUGCGAUCAGGCAGAGGGCAUUCCUCUCCCAAAGCCUCAAAUCCACCCCUGCAGAAAAGUUCGCGAAAGAUACAGUAGCUGCCAUACUCAGAAAGGAUCCACCAGCAUGGUUCUCGUCGGGUCGUUACUCGACCAUUAUGGCCAUCAUGCACCAUCUCCCGCUUCGUAUCAGAGAUGCUAUCAUCAACCGAAUUUCACCUAUCAACAGCAGCACUACCUGAUAUUGAUGCCUCUCUACUGUGUAACCAUAUUCGCUUGCCUGUUUGUUUGACUCCUGUGCUAAACUAAUAAUCCUUCAAAAGAUUUGCAGUAAUAACACAUCUCUUCACACUUUGAGAAUCUAAUUUGCCACAUCCUACCAAUUCAGUUCAUCC
Molecule: messenger RNA, 1637 nt
Organism: Linum tenue
Lineage: Eukaryota; Viridiplantae; Streptophyta; Magnoliopsida; Malpighiales; Linaceae
Source: the annotation of a GenBank genome assembly